Messenger RNA from Zootoca vivipara (common lizard), 954 nucleotides. Lineage: Eukaryota; Metazoa; Chordata; Lepidosauria; Squamata; Lacertidae. The record is from RefSeq and is a predicted model, not a curated record.
AUGCCUCGCCCGGGCAAGAGCUCCUACAGCGACCAGAAGCCCCCUUACUCGUACAUCUCCCUGACGGCCAUGGCCAUCCAGCACUCGGCCGAGAAGAUGCUCCCUCUGAGCGACAUCUACAAGUUCAUCAUGGAGCGCUUCCCUUACUACCGCGAGCACACGCAGCGCUGGCAGAACUCGCUGCGCCACAACCUCUCCUUCAACGACUGCUUCAUCAAGAUCCCGCGCCGGCCGGACCAGCCGGGCAAAGGCAGCUUCUGGGCGCUGCACCCGGACUGCGGGGAUAUGUUCGAGAACGGCAGCUUCCUCCGGCGCAGGAAGCGCUUCAAGGUGCCGCGGCCGGAGCCCCACAUGCCGGCGGCGGGCAAGGCAGGGGGCGUCCUGCACCCGCACCUCAGCCACUAUUUCCACCCGCACCACUCGCACCUGCACCAGCCGCCUCCUCUUCCUCCUCCUCCUCCUCCUUCUGUGGGGAGGCUGCCCCAGUUCCAGCCCUACAGCUCCACGCCGGGCUUCAAGCACCCCUUCGCCAUCGAGAACCUCAUCGGGCGAGACUACAAGGGCGUGAUCCAGGGGGCCGGGUUGCCCCUGGCCUCCGUCAUGCACCACCUGGGCUACCCAGUGGCCAGCCAGCAGAUCAGCACCAUGGUCAGCUCCGUGUGGCCCCACGUGGGCGUGAUGGAGUCCGGGGGCGGCGGCGGCUUGCCUCUCUCUCCCGCCGAGUACGGACCCUUCGGCGUGCCCAUGAAGGCACUCUGCCACCCGCCCGCGCAGACGCUGCCGGCCAUCCCGGUGCCCAUCAAGCCCACCCCGGCCAUCUCCUCGGCCACCGCCAUUCCUGCCCUGGCCGUGAGCCAGGUGGCCCAACAGCUCUGCCCAUCCGCUUCGCCCAGCUCCUCCUCUUCCCUUCUCGAACAGACUCCCACAAACUCAUCGGAAGGCAAAAGUUCCUGA